UUUCCCAAAGAAACUAAAAAUUAAUCAGAUCCACAGGCUUAGCGGCUGUAUAAAUGGCCAUGGAGUGAAAGACCAAGGAGUUAACUUUGGCCACCACUCCCCCAAAGCAAGAAAAGAUGGGAAGAUCUCCCUGCUGCGAUGAGAUUGGCCUCAAGAAGGGCCCCUGGACUCCUGAAGAAGACCAGAAGCUCAUCCAAUACAUCCAAAAGCAUGGCCAUGGCAGCUGGAGAGCCCUGCCAAAACUUGCUGGACUCAACAGAUGUGGCAAGAGCUGCAGGCUUAGAUGGACAAACUACCUGAGGCCAGACAUCAAGAGAGGGAAGUUCUCCUCUGAGGAAGAGCAAACCAUUCUCCAUCUUCACUCCAUCCUUGGCAACAAGUGGUCGGCAAUCGCAACACACCUCCCAGGCCGCACCGACAAUGAGAUAAAGAACUUUUGGAACACCCAUCUAAAGAAGAAGUUGAUCCGUGCCGGCAUCGACCCGGUGACCCAUCACCCAAGGACCGACCUCUUUGCCACCCUGCCCCAACUUAUGGCCCUCGCCAGCCUCGGAGGUCUCAUGGGCUACCGCUCGUUGGAUGACCAGUUACGCGCAGAAGCGGUUCAGUUGGCGAACCUCCAGUGUCUUCAGAACCUCCUCCAGUCCCCGGCUGCCAUUAAUGGUAGUGCUAUUGGCAGCAUUACAAAUGAAAUGGAUCCCACAAACUUUAUGAACCAACCUCUUACUACCGCGUCUUCAAAUCUUUCUCAUAGCCCCUCAACAGUUGUUAAUGCUCAAACUCAACUUCACCACUUGUCGGAGAUUUUAUGCAGUUUGGAGCAGCCUCGGGGCAGUGAUGCCAAAGAGAGUUCCACAUCUAUUGAUUUUAGACUGGAAGAGACCAAAAGCCUGGCUACACCGAUGGUGUCUCCUCCUCCUUCGGCUCUUCCUCCUCUAGCCGAUGCCUCGAUGGGCAGCGGAGAUGCUUGUAGCUGCUUUAGCUAUGGCGGGAGUGUCACUGCUUCAUUCUGGCCUGAGGUCUUAUUUGACGAGCCUCUUUUGACUGAGUUUGCGUGAAUUUCUCUCUUUUUACUUUGGGUAGCUCAAUUAAGAGCUGGGUGCACGUCCCUUUCUGUUGUAUAGUGUUAUUAGCUCUUCUCACCAUGCAUUGCUUACUAAUAGAGUGAUAGUAACGCAAUGCAUCUCUUUACACAUUUAUGUACCCAAAAAAAGCCACUGUAUGAAUGCUUGUUUCUCCGA
Elaeis guineensis (African oil palm) is the source of this 1241-nucleotide messenger RNA. RefSeq names its product transcription factor MYB93. The record is from RefSeq and is a predicted model, not a curated record. NCBI's taxonomy places the organism in Eukaryota, Viridiplantae, Streptophyta, Magnoliopsida, Arecales, Arecaceae.